Molecule: messenger RNA, 3172 nt
Organism: Thamnophis sirtalis
Lineage: Eukaryota; Metazoa; Chordata; Lepidosauria; Squamata; Natricidae
Gene: MTHFD2
Product: methylenetetrahydrofolate dehydrogenase (NADP+ dependent) 2, methenyltetrahydrofolate cyclohydrolase
Biological process (GO): tetrahydrofolate interconversion
Cellular component (GO): mitochondrion
Molecular function (GO): methylenetetrahydrofolate dehydrogenase (NAD+) activity; methenyltetrahydrofolate cyclohydrolase activity; methylenetetrahydrofolate dehydrogenase (NADP+) activity
Source: RefSeq, a predicted model, not a curated record
UGGAUGAUAACUUCCCACACUGCAUGAUAUGGAAAGUAUUGAUAUGGAUUAAAGGUGCAAUUUUCUCUCACAACCUUACUAUUUUGGUCAACAGAGUGCUGAGAAAAUGUAUUUUUAACAUUUUUAUAGAAUGAUAAAAUUUCUGGUCCCAGGGUACUUGGGGGAAAUUAUUCAGCCUGAGCACUCGUGAUUUCAGCAAUUUGAUGCAGAUGCCACCACAGUUACUAAAAGCUUUUACAGGUUGGGAAGAAUCAGCCGCCACUUCAAACCACCCUUUUUUUGGGAGUUGAUGAAACUGACAAGUGAUGCACCAUUUAUGGUAACCCAGAUAAAUAGUGAAAAGUUCUUUUUUAAAGGACAAGAAGUUAACUUCCUUGAUCGUAAAAUUAAUAAACUGAAUACACUGGAUAUCUUAGAGAAUGUUUAAUAGUGAUAAUGCUAAUUUUAGCUGUAUAUGCAAUUUAGGAGCUAGAUGUAAUUUGAACUUCUCCCAUUAUUGGAUUUGACUUAUUCUUGUCACAUUUGGAACUAAGAAAAUUGUUACUAUUCUGAAUUGAUCAUUUGUGUAAUAAAGAUAUUUAUCUUUUUCUUAGCUAUAUUUCAAAUAUUUUGGAUUUACCAUCAAUUUGGGAUUUGGGUUCUGACUAAAAGAAUUUGGAAUAUUUCAUCAGAUUUGGAAUCUGAUUUGAAAUAACGGAAUGUAAAAAAUUUUAAAAGCCUUUUUUAAAACAAAGAUUUUCUAGUAAUGUUGCCAAACUUAGGUAGUUAAUGUUUUUGGUGCAAUAAUUAUUUUAUUAUAUUUUUCAGGGGGUUUUCCACUGUCAUUUGUAAUGCUUUCUUGAUUGGUAUGGCUAAAAUUAAUAUCUACUAUUAUCUUUUGGAACUCUAGGAUCAUUGGUAGGUCAAGGAAGGCCAAAUCUUGUCCCUUUUUUCACAAGAAGAAAAAAGGCUUAGGAAUUAGUCAUUUAGUAAAAACCUGGGAAAAUUUUACAGGAAAUUGCAAAACAAUUUAUACAUCUUGAAAAAACACUAAAAGUCAGCGCCCAUUUGUACAGAAGCAGUCAGGGAAAUUUCGGGGAAUUUCCUUUCUAAAAUUGUAGACGGCAAAUAAUUUAGCACGCGGCGGAUCCCUACAAGGAGGGAUCUUGCAAGGAGCCUCGAGUAUAAGAGCACUCUAUCCUUCAACUCAUGCACAGGCUUCGUGCGAAGGGGGGGCACGGGCCAAUGAGCGCAGAGCUUGCACCACUCCGCGAAUCAGAAUUCACGACAGCCGCGUCGGCCCACCUUUUGCCAAUACCGGUCCGUCGAUUGCGUCAGUUUUCCCCUCCGCCAAUAGCCGAGUUCCUCGCUGUCGUCAUCGCCUGCGCAAGAGCCGCCACCGUUUCAGCCAAUGGGGCGAGCGGGGCGGGGCCGGAGUUUUUAUAAGGGGCGCUUCGAGGGCUUUUUUCCGCUUUCCCCUUUGAGCCGCCGCUGCGCUGCCUGCUCCUGCUCGUCCUCCGCAUCGUUCUGGCGGCUAUGGCGCCUCUGGGUUACCCGCGCUUGCUCCUCCGAGCCUCGGCCCGGGCCGCCUGGGGAGGGGGCGGCUGCGACGGCUGCGGCUGCCGACAUCUGCCGAGGGCUGCGCGGCGGCUGCACCUGACGGCCCCCAGGGACGAAGCAGUUGUCAUCUCUGGACAGAAACUGGCCCGGCAGAUUAGGCGGGAAGCCUGUCACGAAGUAGAACAAUGGGUUGCUGCUGGCCACAAGAGGCCCCAUCUCAGCGUAGUUCUAGUGGGAGAAAAUCCUGCCAGCCAUUCCUAUGUGCUGAACAAGACCCGAGCAGCCGCUGACGUGGGAAUUAGUAGUGAGACCAUUCUGAAACCGGCCUCUGUCACAGAAGAGGAGCUGCUUGAUUUAAUUGUCAAAUUAAAUCACGAUACCAAUGUUGAUGGCUUGCUUGUGCAGCUUCCUUUACCAGAGCAUAUUGACGAGCGAAAGAUCUGCAACGCUGUGAACCCUGAAAAGGAUGUGGAUGGAUUCCACGUGGUGAAUGUAGGCCGCAUGUGCUUGGACCAAUAUUCCAUGUUGCCUGCCACACCUUGGGGCGUGUGGGAAAUCAUCAAGAGGACAGGGAUUCCAACCCUGGGCAAGAACGUGGUGGUGGCCGGGCGAUCCAAGAACGUUGGCAUGCCCAUCGCAAUGCUUCUCCACACAGAUGGACGGCACGAGCGCCCAGGAGGGGAUGCAACAGUAACAAUUUCUCACCGCUAUACUCCAAAAGAGCAGCUCAAACAGCACACCAUCCUUGCUGAUAUUGUGGUUGCAGCCGCAGCUGAUAUGAUCAAAGAAGGAGCUGCUGUAAUUGAUGUUGGCAUAAACAGAAUCCAGGAUCCUGUCACUGCCAAGCCAAAACUUGUUGGAGAUGUGGAUUUUGAAGGAGUCAAGCAGAAAGCCAGUUACAUCACGCCAGUUCCUGGGGGGGUUGGCCCCAUGACUGUUGCUAUGCUUAUGAAAAACACCAUUAUUGCUGCCAAGAAAAUGCUGAGAGCCCAGCAUCUUGAAACCUUUAGUGCUUGAUGAUGGACUUCUUGUGGCCAAAAGUGACAUUCCAGAUUGCCUCCCUAGAAGCAAUGCCGUAUUUAUUUAUUCGAUGAAAUGUUUUGGCCAGCUGCUCUGCAAUAUUUAUAUAAAGCAAUUUUCCUCUCAGGCAGAGUAGCUCCUGUCAGUUGUACACAUGAUUCCUACCUUUUAAACUGCUAUUCUGAAAUACAGAAAACGAGAUCACAACUUGAAUGGGAAAGUUGAUUCCUCACUCUUAGGCAGUCUGAAAGAGUAACAAAGGGCCAAAAUGUGUUUUUAUAGUAGAAAUAUAUACACUUGAACUGACUAACCUUGGCUGAACCCAGGAUAUAAAUUAUUUGUUAGGAUUAUAUUGCAGCUAAUCUGGAGUCAAAAGUUACUAUUUUCUACAAAGCCAUAUUUAUAUUUAAUAAUGCUUAGCAAAUCAGUUGAUAGCCUAUUCAAUACUCAGUUUUUUCCUGUUUUAAAGGAAGAAUUGGCUUGAAAGCUAGGCGACGCUUAGACAAAAUAAGGUGAGCUCUCCAUGCUUAUUCCAACUUGCUUGUGUUUAUCUGAGCAAGGAGUAAUAUUGCUGGAUGUAUCUGAAUAAAAAUAAUUGUUACUUGCUUGUAAA